UUCUGCGGGCUGAUGGCGGAGGAGGCCCCCGGCGGUAUCCGCCGCGGCGCGGAGGAGCUGGAGGCGGCGGAGCGGGGCCCGGGCGCGGCCUAUCACAUGUUUGCGAUGAUGGAGGAUCUGCUGGAGAAGCUGAAGCUGCUGAACUACGAGGAGGAGGCGCUGCGGCGCCACCACCUGCGGCCCUUGUCCAGGCACUACUUUGCAUUGCCCACUAAUCCCGGAGAGCAGUUCUACAUGUUUUGCACUCUUGCUGCUUGGCUGAUUACUAAAGCAGGACAUUCCUUUGAACAGCCGCAAGAAUAUGAUGACCCCAACGCAACAAUAUCAAACAUACUCUCAGAGUUGCGAUCAUUUGGGAGGUCUGUGGAUUUUCCUCCUUCAAAGUUAAAGGCAGGUUAUGGAGAGCAAGCAUGUUAUGUUCUUGAUUGUUUAGCUGAAGAAGCCUUGAAACAUACUGACUUUAGCUGGAAAAGACCAGCAUACCCAACAGAGGAGCUAGAAGAAGAAGCAAUAACAGAAGAUGAUGCAGAAUUGACACUUAAUAAACUGGAGGAAGAAAUUGAGGAAGAAGAGACAGACAAUGAAGAGAACUUUAUUGAUCUGAAUGUUCUAAAGGCACAAACCUAUAGAUCAGAUAUGAAUGAAUCCACAAAACAAGAAGAGAUUUUAGAGUCCACAACAGAUGCAGCAGAGUGGAACCUGGAAGUGGAACGUGUUCUUCCACAACUGAAAGUUACAAUCAGAACUGACAAUAAGGAUUGGAGAAUCCACGUAGAUCAAAUGCAUCAGCACAAAGAUGGAAUCGAAUCUGCUUUAAAAGAGACUAGGGGUUACCUUGACAAACUUCAUAAUGAAAUCAGUAGGACCCUCGAAAAGGUCAACAGUCGGGAGAAGUACCUCAACAAUCAGUUGGAGCAUUUGGUUCAGGAAUAUCGUACAGCACAAGCCCAGCUGAGUGAGGCCAAAGAGAAAUACCAGCAGGGAAGUGGAGGAGUAACGGAAAGGACUAGAACUCUUUCUGAGAUUACUGAAGUGUUAGAAAAAGUAAAGCAGGAAAUGGAAGAGAAGGGAAGCAGUAUGACCGAUGGAGCUCCUUUAGUAAAAAUUAAGCAGGCCUUAACCAAACUGAAGCAGGAAACAGUUCAGAUGGACAUAAGGAUUGGUGUAGUGGAACACACGUUACUCCAGUCGAAGCUGAAGGAGAAAUCAAAUAUGACUAGAGAUAUGCAUGCAACUAUGAUUCCUGAAACUACAAUAGGUGCCUAUUAAAGCUGCUUGGAAUUUACUUGUACUUCAGACAAAUUUUUUUAUAACUUGUUUUUUUACAAUAUGCUUGUCAUGCAUUUUAGGGUGCUGCAGAUGUGUACAUAGCACUUUAGGCUCUAUAAAUGGAGCCCUGCUGAAUUUUGUGACUUAAAGGCUUUCAAACUUAUUGCAAGUCUUUUAUAAAUACAUUAAUAAAUUCUCAUUAACUAA
This is a messenger RNA of Terrapene triunguis (Three-toed box turtle), 1476 nucleotides long. RefSeq names its product intraflagellar transport 57 (gene IFT57). The transcript has 11 exons. The record is from RefSeq and is a predicted model, not a curated record. Gene Ontology annotation, cellular component: Golgi apparatus; intraciliary transport particle B; centrosome. Gene Ontology annotation, biological process: intraciliary transport; non-motile cilium assembly. The coding region runs from base 13 to 1269 and encodes 418 amino acids. Lineage: Eukaryota; Metazoa; Chordata; Testudines; Emydidae.